CAUUACUGACUAAUAGUAUAAUAGAUCUGUAAGUGCAAAAAGAAGCAAUCCAAUUGCCCAAAUAAUGACCAUAUUUCAGUAGUAAAGGUGUAAAAGGGACAUUUGAUUGGGAACGAAGUAUUAUACUCCGGCUUCUGAUUUCAAUCGUGUGUGUGCGUGAGUGCAACAGGAACCAUGUCGAUUUCAAUUCAAUUUUUUUUUCAGAAAAAAUGAAUUCCCGAAUACCCAUUCUUGGAUACAGUGACACGCAAGGGACUGAAUUUGUACUUGAAUGCAACUAUGCUACCGGUACGGUUUCUCUCCCUCGCGCAGAUUUCGAUGUCGUUUCGUUCGCCAUGGGGAGGACGGUGUGUCUGGGAAGCCGCGCCGUGACCGUGGAGAAGACCGCCGAUUCUUCGGGAUCGACGGAAGCCGCCAUUCUGGUCUCGGUCGAGGACGUUCGGGACGGCAACCACCGGGCCGUUGCCGUUCGGCUCUCGACCGGAACCGCGGCGUACCGGUGCGUUCUUUUGCCGUCCGAAACGGCCGCGGCCGCAUCCGAUUGCUUGGAAGGCCUCGUGAGCGCCGGUGACGGCAACGGCAACAGCGAUGGCAACAGCGACGGCGACGGGAGGGUCCUCGCGCUGGGCCGGCUGUUGCUGCGGGGGGACGGCGGGUCCCCCUGUGGCCACGAGAAGGAAGACGAACACGAGGAUUCGCCCCGAACCCAAAACCGAAACAGAAACCAACACCGCCCACCCAGCGACGGUCUCGGCCUCGUCUUCCAGAGCGAAGAACGAAGACGAACGCCGGGACGAACCCCCGAAGGGCCCGAUCACGGGGACGGCCCGGACGACGUCUUUCUCGCGAUCCAAGAGACGGUCGCAAACGGAAUGAAGAGAAGCGUCUUUCGGAAGAAAAUGGAACCCACGGACGUCUUGUCGUACUGUCGUUUCGCCGGGAAGGCACUGAACCGAUCGCUGGAGGACGCGGAACGAACGAAGGAGGGGAUGCUGCGGUGGAAGAAGACGGCGGAAACCCUCGGUCGCGUCCAGCAGGAAACCAAGGACACGCUGCUCGCCAAUUUUGCCAGGCUGCGGAACCGAGCGCACGAGCGACACCGAGCCGAGCUCUCGGAACUCUCGAGGGAGCACCGGGCCCCGCGGGAGGCGGACUCUUGGUCCGCGCCCGCAACCACCGAGCGAACCGAUCCGGCAGGGGUGCACCCCGCGGACGACGAAGCCCCCGGGCCGGACGACGACCACGACGACCAAGCCCUCGGCCUGGGCCUCGCCCUGGCGGAGGGAAAACGGCUCCGGGGGGAGCAGCCCCCCCGAACGGCGGUCCUGGCCCCGGGCGAGUCCGUCGACAUGGUGGGCCUCUCGCGGGAAAGCCGGGCCUUCGAAGACGACCGAAAGGGCGGACGGAACCGAAAGCGCGGGCGGACCGGCGGUCGGCGGUGAACCAGCGCAACCGAUGCCGAGCGAACCCACGGGGAGCCGCGGCCGCCGCCUCGCUGGCUGUGCGCGACGGCGGAGGGGACGGCCGCACCACGCGGGCAAGCGGCGGCGAAGGGACCGCUCGAACGACCGGGACCUUCUCGGAGGUCCCCGGCGGCAGAACCGGCGACCAUAACGAAAAGAAAGAAACCAAUGCACAAGCG
Molecule: messenger RNA, 1642 nt
Organism: Pseudo-nitzschia multistriata
Lineage: Eukaryota; Bacillariophyta; Bacillariophyceae; Bacillariales; Bacillariaceae
Source: the annotation of a GenBank genome assembly